Molecule: messenger RNA, 3303 nt
Organism: Rotaria sp. Silwood2
Lineage: Eukaryota; Metazoa; Rotifera; Eurotatoria; Philodinida; Philodinidae
Source: the annotation of a GenBank genome assembly
AUGACGCAUAAUUCAGCAAGUCAGUUAACAUUUGCACAAGAUGACUUACUGUCAAUCGUAGAACAAGGAAAUAAAGAAAAUUUUAUUAUUAUAUGGCUUAAUGAAUGUGAUAAAAAUGAAACAAAUAAUUUUAUGGAAGUAUGCUGUGCUUUAAGUGGUAUCAUUAAUCAUUUACAUCUAUUUAAUGAUGUUGAUAAUUGUAUUGAUUAUAUAACAUCACUUCCAUCGAAUAUACACACAUUUCUAAUUUUAUCCUCGCAUAAAUUCAUCAUUUCUCUUAUUUAUCAAUUACCUCAAAUUAGAUGUAUUUAUAUAUUUAACAUAAAUCAAACGAAUGAUGAUAUGAGUUAUAUAGAAUAUAUUAAACAUCAGAAUAUACUGAAUGACAAACAAUUACUUAUCGAUAAAAUAAAUAUAGAUAUUCAACUAUAUUCAAAGCACCUUUCAACGCCUAUGACAUUUUUCAAAAAUAUCGAUGAAAAUAUUGAAGAGAAAUCUAUUAAAAAUCUAUCCAAAGAAAGUCAAUAUUUUAUGUAUAUGCACUUCUUUGUUGAAAUAUUACUACGUCCUUUAAAAUCGAAUGAAGCAAAAUAUGAUUUAUUAUGUGAAUGUCGACAGCGUUAUAGCGACAAUAAAAGUCAACAAAAAUUAAUUGACGAAUUUGAGCAACAAUAUAAUUCCAACGAAGCUAUUCGAUGGUAUACACGAAAUUGUUUUUUAUAUCGUCUAUUAAAUAAAGCAUUAAGAUCUCAAGAUUUUGAUAUGAUAUAUAAACUUCGGUAUAUUAUCAAUGAAUUAUAUCAACAGUUAAAGUCUUUAUAUCAUGUUCAAUUACCUGAAUUGAAGAAGAUGAGAACUGUUUAUCGUGGACAAUUAAUGCAUAAGAAUGAAUUACGAAUUCUAGAACAAACUAAAGGAGGCUUAGUAUCAAUGAACUCAUUUCUAUCAACAACAUUAGAUAAAACUGUGGCAUUAGAUUUCAUUGUUGGUGCAACUGACGGUGAAAACUUGCCUGUUCUAUUUGAAAUUAAUUUGAAUAGUACUAAUCCUAUAUCAACCCCAUAUGCUAAUAUAGAGAGGUAUAGUAAUAUCCCUGACGAACAAGAAAUAUUAUUUUCAAUGGAUUGUACGUUUCGCAUUGAUUCCGUAGAGAAAUACACAGAAAAUAAUCAAAUAUAUUUAGUUAAAUUAACUAUAACUAAUCAAUAUGAAGAAGAAAAUGGAUUAAAACAAUUAACAGACCACAUGAGAAAUGAAAUUGAAGACAACACAACUGAUUUAGCCGCAUUAGGAUACUUAAUGAUAAAAAUGGGUCACUACGACAAAGCUCAACAUUAUUAUGAAUUAUGCAGUCAAAAAUUGCCUCCAAAUCAUCCAUAUCUUGGUUCUUUGUACACAAACGUUUCAAUGGCUCAUCAAAAUCAAGGCAACUAUGUUCAAGCAGCGAACUAUCUUAGACAAGCGCUCAACAUUCAAUUAAAAUUAUUGCCUGAAAAUCACCCAGCUCUUGCAAAGACAUAUAUUAAUAUUGGAUCACUUCAUUCAAACCAAGGAAACUAUACAGAAUCAUUGAAUCAUUACAUGAAAGCACUCGAUAUUCAAUUCAAAUCAUUACCUGAAAAUCAUCCAGACAUCGCACAAACAUACAACAACAUUGGAUUAACUCAUCAACUACAAGGCAACUUUGUCGAUGCAUUAAACUACUACGAGGCAGCACUCAAAAUUCAGUUACAAUCAUAUCCUGAAAAUCAUCCAGAUAUUGCAGCGAUUUAUACUAACAUGGCAGCACUUCACAAGAGGAAAGGUGAUUCUGCUGAAGCUUUAAACUGUUAUGAGAAAAUACUGCAAAUUCAAUUAAAAUCUUUACCUGAAAAUCAUCCUGACAUUGCAGCAACAUACAGCAACCUUGGAGAGAUUCCUUACAGUCAAGGUAACUAUGCAAAAGCAUUAAUUUAUUGUGAGAAGACACUCAAUAUUCAAUUAAAGUCUACAUCUAAAAACUACCCAAGCAUUGCCGGAACAUACAACAACCUUGCAAUCGUUCAUCAAAGUCAAGGUAACUAUGCUAGAGCUUUGCAGUAUUGCGAGGAAGCACUCAGUAUAAAAUUGAAGCAUUUGCCUGAGUAUCACCCAGAUAUUGCAAAGUCAUACAAUUGCAUUGGAGAUAUUCAUCAAAGUCAAGGCAACUAUUGCACGGCUGCAAACUACUUGCAGAAAGCUCUUAAUAUUCUAUUAAAAUCUUUACCAGAAAACCAUCCAGAUAUUGCAGGAAUGUACAAUAACAUUGCAUUAGUCUACCAGAUUCAAGGCAACAAUACUGAAACAUUGCAUUAUUAUGAGAAAGCAGUAACUAUUGGGUUAAAAUCUUUGCCUGAAAAUCAUUCAUAUAUUGAAAAGAUAUACAGCAACAUGGGAUCAGUUCAUAAAAAUAAAGGUAACCAUGUUGAAGCCUUGAAUUAUUAUAUGAAAGCACUCGAUAUUCAAUUAAAAUCUUUGUCAGUAAAUCAUCUCAAAUGUGCACAAACAUACAAUAAUAUUGGAUCAUUGCAUCAAAUUCAAGACAAUUUUGUUCAAGCAUUAGAUUUCUAUGAAAAAGCACUUAACAUUCAGUUAAAAUAUUUACCAGAAAAUCAUCAGGCCAUCGCAAAGACGUACCACAACAUUGCAAUAGUUCAUCAGAGUCAAGGCAAUUAUACACAAGCCUCUAAUUAUUUAGAGAAAAUGCUAACCAUUAAAUUAAAAUUGUUGCUUGAAAAUCUUCCUGGCAUAACAAAAACAGACCACGGUACUAGAGCAUUUGACGAAAAUCAAGACCAGUACACUGAGGCAUUGACUUAUUGUGACAAAAUACUUCAUAUUCAAUUACACACUUUGCCAGAAAAUCAUCCUAAUCUUGCAAAAACAUAUAACAAUAUGGGAUUUAUUUACAAACGACAAGGCAAAUAUACUACGGCCAUGCAUUUUUAUUCUAAAACACUUGACAUUCAAUUGAAAUCGUUACCUGAAAAUGAUCCAGAGAUAGUAAAAACAUAUUGGAAUAUUGGUAACCUUUACAGUUGCCAUGGUAAUGAAGCAAAAGCAUUGGAAGGGUGGCAGACAGCAUUGUCUAUUGCAUCGAAAUGUUUGCCAGCAAAUCAUCCAUGGGUUGUUGGACUAUUAAAGAAACUUAUGCCAAUACAAGAACAAGGAACAAAGAGAACACAUCGUGAAGAAAAACAACGAACAAAAAGAAAAAAAUUUGAUCAAGAAGAAACAACUAACGAAAUACCAGAAGAAAGUCCAUGCUCUGCAGAUUCGGAAUGA